GUUUGUGCAACGAGGCGUGCCAGCGCCCAGUAUUGAGUUACGAGCUAAAUCAUUUAAAAGAAUAAACAUUUUUUGCCUUGCCGUUAAAUAUAGAGCAAGAAAUUGUUGGCCGAAACUAAAGUCCAACAUACAUUUAAACGCUUCAACUACGACAGCCUCAGGGCAAUAAAUCUGUUUAAAUGCUGCCAUUUUCAAUUCGCAUUUCGUCAAAAUAAAGAAUUGAAUUGAAAAAAUACCAAAUAUACAAACAGAGAACAGUGCAAGUAAAUGAAAAGGCAUUAAACAAUUGCCAGCAAUUGUAUAUAAAAGCGCGUGCCAAAAACAAAUAACAAAAAAAAAAAACAAACCGAAUCAACAUGUCUUCGUAUCGCAGUUAUACGCCCUGGAAAACGAGCCUGGGCAGCAGCUACAAACCAGGCAGCUCAACGUACUCCUCGCGGGAUGAUAUUGCGGGCUCUUCACGUUACAGCUCGCUGGCCACCCCCAGCGCCUACAGACCAUCCUUUUCGGGUGGCACCUAUCGCAUCAAACGCGAACAACCGCCUGCCCCUGUGACCAGUUAUGUUAGUCGCUAUGGCAGCGCGAAAAGCGAUCCCAAGGACACAAGUUCCAGCGAUGUGCGAGACAAGAGCAGUCCCAUUAAACGCUAUGUGGGCGGCAGCAGCACUUUAGGCAAAUACGGCCGUUCCCGAGAUCCCAGUCCAGUGGCGCUGGAGCAUACGAACCGCAUAAAGAGCCGCGAGCCAAGUCCAGUGAGAAGCGGCCUGCGUGGCAAGUCGAGAGAUCCCAGUCCCGUAAUUGACUCUGGUCGUAAUAAGUUAGGGAGUGGGUCUUACCGGCUGGGGACCGUUGGGAGCUCAAGCAGUGGGAACAGCAGCACAUCCAGAAAUGGUUAUGGUAGUCGUUAUAGUGGAGCAGGCAGCAAUACACGCCUGAAUACUGCAAACCUGGACAAAUCUAUUUCGUACUUAACCACAAGUGAUUUCCAUGCGCGAAGUGCAAGUCGCGCUAGGGAGCUGGCCACACGGAAAUCAAAUGAAAAAGAGUUGGAGACAAAGGCAGCUGCCGAAGAAGUAACUGCCCCACCCAUUCUGAAUGUGAAUGGAGCGGCCGUUAGUGAGACAGAUAGCUCCGCGGAGGAGGAGCAGCCGUCAGGGGAGCAGGAGACUUUCAUCUCAGUAUCCGUUGUAACGCGAGCGACUUCUCCCACACCGCCAGGCAGUACGACGGUACAACGAACGCGGCGCAUCGAUCCGGCCAAGACCAUCGAAAAGACCAUACAACGUUCAACGAAGCCCCGUCAGAUGGCGACCAAAGAGAUACAAUCUGAUCGGUUAGACGAUUCGACGCGCUAUUUGCGUUACAGCGCCGGCAGCAGCGUCUCCUCCUACAGCUCCCACAGAGACCGCAUAAGCAGUCUGCGCUACAGCGCCAGUCCGCAGUCUGGCACGAACAGCAAUAAGUCCUCCAGCAUCGAACCCUCCAGGCAGCAGGAGACCCCGUCGAAGAGCCCAAGCAAUGGGCACUCGAGCACCUCCAAGUCCAGCAGUAAGUCCAAGCUAUCUCCACCCAAGGUUGUGCGCCUUAACUCGCGGCAAUCAUCGGUGGAGAAUCUGACCAACAAGCCGCCGGCACCACCUUCAAAAUCCGAAUCGCCCACAAAAACGACUAGCAGUUCCAAUAGCGCCAACAGCAAUGGUGUGGCCGGUGUGGUCAAAUGGCCUAACAAGGACUUCCGCAAGAGUUCUCUUAAUGUGGGGCCCACAGACCGACCGCGCAAGUCCCGUACGCCUAGCAGUAGCGGUGAAUCCGACAAUCCUCUGCAAUUGCCAGAUAAGGAAGCACCGACACAGCCCAAUCGUCUGGAGCGUUCACCCAGUGGCGGUUCCGAGGCGAGUAUCACAUCGGCUGGCUCCCUGGCCAGAAAAGGUGCCAAGGUCGCCAACGGUCGUUGCCAUGCCAAGGCGUCGCUAAGUCGCCAGAACAGCGGCGCACAACCGAAGGCGUCGCAUAAAUCAUGCGCGCCCGCUAAAGAACCAAACACUGCCAGCUCCUCUGCCUCCGUGUCCGCCUCCUCCUGCUCGGACAGUUCGAGCGAGCAGCAACGGACAAAGGCCGGCAAUAAGAAGCUUGCCAAGAAAAAGACGUCCAACUCCCACAAUACCAGCAGCAGUAGCAAUGGCAAAGAGGCGAAGGCCAAGCCGACAGGUGUGACUAUUGAUGAGCAGGAAUUGUCGCCAGAAUUGUCGUCGAAUCACGAAAAUAGACACAAUCAAAUAGCAGCGACUGACUCAUGCCCACAGGCCCAAGAGACGAAGCAGCAGCAGUCGCAGUCGCAGCAACAAUCUUCAAGACGAUUGCAGAAACUCUCGUCUGUAUCGAAUUUUUUCGCCACACGUCAGCAUGACGCAAAUAGUGAGCCAAUAUUCCUCGAAAGCUCCGAGAGCUCUGGCGAAUUGGAUGCCCUGCCGCCGUCUAGCAGUCUAACGACAGAUUUCAAAACGAACGCAACGAACUUUUCGACCAUCACGACAAAUACGUAUCAGCUAACGACAGCGAAUAUAAGCAAUACUGAGUUGGAUCCACCGUGUACGCCCAGAAGCAGCAGCCAAGUCAGCUCCAGUACGCAACAUCCGCGGGAUACAACGACCACAACAACUACAACCACUUCGGUUAACGGCAAAGGCUCAGAAUAUACAACCUCCUUCGCUGUGACCAGCAGCAACACAACCACCGAGGAACCUGAGCAGGAGGACGAGGAGCCUAGCUGGUGGCAAGACACAAGCUUACAAAUAAAUACGGCUUCCGCCUUAGAUUACAACAAUCGAGACGAAAUGCGCUUCAAGCUCAGACACAUAGACUCUGGGGAGCAGGCCUGGUGGUUGCGUCAGGAGCCUGGCGGUGACGAGGAUGACACGCUGGCAGAAGAGACACUGAACCAGCUGGACGAUGAGGCCGAUGACGCCGAUGCCACUGAAGCAGCCGACUAUAGUCGCAGUGCUUCGACCGGCGCCAAGUCGCAGCGGCAGAGCAGCAAAGCGGACUGGUGGAGCAGCGCGGGUGUCGACGAACAAGAAACGACAAAUGAAGCACAACGAAACGAUCUAAAUGGUAAGUGCAGUGAAGCGGAGAAGCAGGACGAGAGCUGGCAGGCAAAGCAAAUGCCACGCAGUCGCAUCUCGCCGGAGCACGAUGCCUGGUGGCUGGACGAAGAGGAGAAGCCCCAGCAGCAGUCGACGUCCCACAAUAAGGAGAAUGUGCCACAGCCCUCAAAUGGCGUCAGCUGGUGGACUACGGAGGAUGAGAACAACAAUGAACCGCAUGUGGAGGCGACCAUAAAGCUGCCCAGCAAGCAGCCCGCACCACUGGAACGCUCGCCAAGCAGCCACAAGAAAAGUGCCAGCAGCAGCGAUAGCAGCAAGCAUUGGUGGCUCUCCGGUCCGUCCAAGAAACAGUUCAAUGUGCAGCGUGUGGAGUCUGGGGAGCGUGCCUGGUGGCAAGAGGAGCCUGCACCACCGGCACCAUCGACACCACACUGGGAGUCAGGGGAGCGUGCCUGGUGGCUCAACGACGAUGACGCUGAGAAUGAGCCACCGCAGCAAAAGAGUCACGACAACUCAUCGAUGAAGCUUCUAGAACGGGAUCAAGUUGAUUUUCAAAAUGGCUGCCAGCAUGAUGCGGAAGUGCAGCAAAUAAAUCAACAUGCCAAUAAGAAAUCGGUGCCAAUUGGCAACGAUACCGUUAACAAUGCCGCUGCCUGCGAGCUAAGCAGCUCCUUCAAUUUCACCUUUGCCGUACGUCCGCCCCCACUCGGCCAGUGCGCCAGCCCCAUAGCGGUGGAUGCACCACCCACACCACCGCCACGUAAUCAGUCCAAAUCACCCUACGACAACAUUCCAAUGUCAAAAGUUCAAGUGGCAACAGCAACAACAACAGUGGCGCAAGCAUUGCCCGCAUCUCCAUCAUCGCCACCCACUUCUCAACGCUACUCGCCAAAUGCACGACGCGCCUCAACCGCUGCGAACGGUGGCAAGCUUUUCAUUUCGCGGCAUCAAAACAUUGACGAGCUUUUGGGUGGCGCAUGCCGCCCACUCAGUCCGCUCUUCUACGGCCACAACGAUAACCAGACGCCGCUCGCCAGCAAAAAUAUGUUUCUGCUCGAAGAGAUAACGCCGGAUCAGGUGCGCAUUCACGACAGCACCGCACAGCUGCCGGUCAUACAACGCAUGCAGCGGUGA
Scaptodrosophila lebanonensis is the source of this 4238-nucleotide messenger RNA. RefSeq names its product platelet binding protein GspB-like. Bases 357 to 4238 code for a protein of 1293 amino acids. NCBI's taxonomy places the organism in Eukaryota, Metazoa, Arthropoda, Insecta, Diptera, Drosophilidae. The record is from RefSeq and is a predicted model, not a curated record. The transcript is spliced from 5 exons.